UAUUUAUUAAUACCUAAAUACAUAGAAAACACCCAUGACUAGGGAUUCUCGGGAAACAGAUAUCCGUGCUCAUCACACCUAACGCCAUUAGCUAAUUAAAGAAACACGUUAACGGGCAUUAACUGAAGCAUGACAACGCGGGUGUACAUACCUUAUCGCUAUUUCUUUACUAAUUUACUCCAAAAUUUUACAGUAAUAAUUACGACUAACUAAUUGCUAAUGAGAUGGCCGGAAACAUAAUGCGGGUGCGUCGAAAUGUAUUAUAUUAGAUCUAAAAUACUGUUAAGUUCAUUCAUUAAACAGGAGUAAUCGUGUACGCAAGAAACCACAAUGGUUAUCCUUCAAGUUAUAAUAUUAUUAAUAAUGUGGACAUCUAAAUGUGAAGCAGUACCAAAUAUUCUAGAAAACAUGAUACCAGAAGAUGCUUUAUUAAACUUCACUGACCUAUCCAAGAAAUAUGGACAUCCAGCUGAAGAACACAACGUUGUCACAGAAGAUGGAUACAUAUUGAAACUUUUUCGUAUACCUGGUGAAAUUAAAAGGCCAAUAUUCAUCAUGCAUGGACUAGGAGAUUCUGCAGAUUCCUACAUAUUAAGAGGUUAUAAAUCUUUAUCCGUAACCUUAGCCAAUGAAGAAUAUGAUGUCUGGCUCGGAAACAAUAGAGGCAACAAAUACUCCCGAAGACAUUUACAUCUGAACCCAGAUAAAGAUAAUAAGUUCUGGCAGUUCAGCUUUCAUGAAAUCGGUAUUUAUGACUUGCCAGCAAUAAUAGACUUUAUUUUGAACAAAACGAAAUCUGAUAAAGUAGACGUUAUAGCACAUUCUCAAGGAACUACGGCGUUUUUUGCUUUGCUGGCAACGAAACCGGAAUAUAAUGGAAAGAUUAAUGUCCUAGUAGCACUAGGUCCAGUGGCGUUUUUGGGUAAUUUAUCUCCACCUAUAUCAACUAUUGCAAUUACAGGACCUGUAAUCAACCAAAUCUUAGUCAGUAUGAAGGUAGAAGAGAUAGCGGCCAAUGAAACAGCCGCUCGAGAAUUGCAAACUAAACUUUGUUCUUUAGGAUUCAUAGGAGGUAAUUUUUGCCGCUUCGGUCUUAUAUUUCCUCUCUUUGGAUUCGACCCCGAAAGCCUUGAAGCAGAGUUUGCGCCAAUUGCUUUGGCUCAUUUCCCAGCUGGUCUCUCAAGGAAGUGUUUGGUGCAUUACGAUCAAUUAUUUUACGGUAGAAGAUUCUCCAACUUUGACUACGGAGUUUCGAUGAAUUUGCAAUUAUACAAUACAUUUGGCCCUCCCGAUUAUGACUUGAAAAAAGUGACAGCAAGAAUAGCCUUGUAUGUAGGGAGGAAUGACCCGUUCUCAAAGAUAAAGGAUGCUGAACUUUUGAAGGAGGUACUACCCAAUAUAGUGGAGUUUAAAAUUAUAGAUUCAAAUAAAUGGACUCAUGUUGACUUUGCUUGGGCUAACGACAUGGACAAGUAUUUAUUUCCUCUGAUUUUCGAUAUUUUGAAAAAAAUAAUUUAAUUCGAAUUGUCGAUUAUUAAAAUAAUUUGUAGAAGAGUAAAUAAUAAUACACACCAUUUCCAUGU
Molecule: messenger RNA, 1583 nt
Organism: Cydia pomonella (codling moth)
Lineage: Eukaryota; Metazoa; Arthropoda; Insecta; Lepidoptera; Tortricidae
Product: lipase 3-like
Exons: 1
Coding region: 331-1518 (395 amino acids)
Biological process (GO): lipid metabolic process
Molecular function (GO): hydrolase activity, acting on ester bonds
Source: RefSeq, a predicted model, not a curated record